AUGAAAAAAAUUACAUCACGUUGGGUAUCCCAUCAACUGACUGAUGAACAAAAGCAAGAACGUGUUAAACUUGGUCGUGAAAAUUUGGCGAAAUUUCGUAAUGAUUCCUGGAGAUUAUGUGAUACUAUAACAGGUGAUGAGACGUGGAUUUACCAUAAGCAGAUUGGUCACAAGUCAAGCAAUACAAGCUGGGUUAAUGAAGGUGAAUCACUAGCAACUAUUGUUCAUCGAAGUAAAUUUGAACCAAAAAAUUUAUUUUGUAUACUCUUUAAAUCAAAUGGUCCUGUUCUCAUACAUGCUGUUGAUAAUGACGAGACUAUAGAUCACAUUUCUUAUAUACAAAACUGCCUUAAGUCUACUGUUAAUGAAACAUGGAAACAAAGAAAGUCAAAUGAUACAAAAGGUAUAAAAUUGCUUCAUGAUAAUGCUGGACUCCAUUGUCAUUCAGAUGUUAUUAAUUAUUUAACAGAAGAACGUAUCAAUAUAAUGCCGCAUCCACCAUAUUCACCUAACCUUGCACCGUGUGAUUAUUAG
Messenger RNA from Rotaria sordida, 534 nucleotides. The record is from the annotation of a GenBank genome assembly. Lineage: Eukaryota; Metazoa; Rotifera; Eurotatoria; Philodinida; Philodinidae.